CCGUCUGCCUCCCUGGCCGGCUCCCGUCGCGUCGCCCCGGCUCCUCUGGCUCAUCGGACGCCUCGGCCCGGCCAUGGCGGACUUCGAUGAGAUCUACGAGGAGGAGGAGGACGAGGAACGGGCGCUGGAGGAGCAGCUCCUGAAGUACUCCCCCGACCCGGUGGUGGUGCGCGGCUCCGGCCAUGUCACCGUGUUUGGACUAAGCAACAAAUUUGAAGCAGAAUUUCCUUCAUCUUUAACUGGAAAGGUUGCACCUGAAGAAUUCAAAGCCAGCAUAAGUAGAGUUAACAGUUGUCUUAAGAAGAAUCUUCCAGUUAAUGUGCGAUGGCUAUUAUGUGGAUGCCUUUGCUGCUGCUGCACUUUAGGUUGUAGUAUGUGGCCAGUUAUCUGCCUCAGUAAAAGAACACGAAGAUCGAUUGAGAAGUUAUUAGAAUGGGAAAACAAUAGGUUAUACCACAAGCUGUGCUUGCAUUGGAGACUAAGCAAAAGGAAAUGUGAAACGAAUAACAUGAUGGAAUAUGUAUUGAACUAUAAACAUGAUUUACAAUCCUGUAUUAAGUGGCAACAAUUCUGAAGUCAUCCUUAUAGAGUUUUUACCAAAGACACCGAUUUUUCGACCAGAUUAGCGUUUGAUUUAUUUAUAGAGACUUAUUCAAGUAUGUUGUCUUUCCAAUGGUGCCUUGCUUGGUGCUCUCCUGGUAGUGAUAUAACAUUGGUUCUACAGCAUCUUGUGGUUGUUUCAUUUGUUUGUUUGUUUUGGUUUUUAUGUGUUUGUUUGUUUUGGGUUUUUUUUUUUUUUUUUUUUUGGUUGGUUAGUUGUUUUUUUGUGUUUUUUUGUUUUUUUGGGGGUUUUUUUAAUAAGUGUAUGUUCUAAGUGCAUUUGGUCAAACUCUGGAAAGUAAUUUCACACAAAUGUUAAUUACUACUUUAAGUUAUUUUUACUUUUGCUACUUCUGUUUAUUAAUGUAUCUUGAUUUUCAGAAGAGUCUUUUAUAUGUGUGCGAGCGCGUGUGUACAUAUAUAUAUUACUAUAAAUACACAGCUGAAAAUGUUAUACAAGUGAACAAGUAUUUUUUUAUCCCAAUAUGAUACAAUUGAUUGACUGUACAUUGUGUAAAUCCCUUUAGUCAUUCAUUUACAUGCUGAAGUUCCUUCUAAGAUAUUUGGAAAUUUCUGUCAGUGACUAGUCAAUUGUAAAUACUUCCAUUUCUUUUUGGGAUAUUGACUAGUCCCUUCCAGCUAAAGAAGGAGACAAAGUUCUUCUUGAAACUGAUUUUUGGAACCCAGAUGUUGUUAGUAGAAAUCUAUGCUUUUUAUGAACAAGUUCUGUUAACUGGUUCUGAAAAAGUUUGGCUUUAAAAAAUUUAAGAAAAAAAAAAAAAAAGGCAGCCGAGUGGAAUUAUUCUACUCAGACUAGAAGAAUUACUGAGAGCAUUGCAUGCAUCUGGUUGGUAGAACUUGAGAUCACAAAACUAUAUUAUUAUUGCAUUUUAUAAUGUAGCUGUUUUAAUUAAGUCAGUUACCAUGUGCCAGCUUUAUUCAUACUGUUUACCAGAUCUUGUACACAGGGGUGCAGAAGGACUUGUUGUAUUAAAACUUAAUUGCCCAAGAAGAUCUUUCAUGGGGUUUUUUGUUUGUUUAUUUUAAAGCCACAUAAGAAGAAAAAAGUUACUGAAUUCUUGAACAACAGAGUUCCAGAUGCAAAUGCCAUGUAUUAAAAGUAAUCAAAGCAGGGUGCACUGGGCAACAGUGUAAAUGUGUUAGGCAGUUAUUUGUUGCACCCUUUCUUUUGCUCUUUUUGGUUUACAAAGGUUAUUUUCUGCACCAGUAGAAGACUUUUUUUUUAACUGGAUAUAUGUUGUAUACUUGGGUCAGGCCAGUUGUAUUUCAUUUCUUCUGAUUAUACUUCAGUUGUCUAUAUCUUCACACGCACCUUUUGAGUUUAAUUGCAACUCUUGUAUUGUAAAAUUUGCUUCAGGUAUCUAAAAUUACUACACACAAAAUUGAUGUAAGUUAAGAACAUGUUCCUUGUACAGUUGUGUUAGCAAGCAAUAAUGUGAAUAUAUGAAAAAAACAGAUAUACUCUGCUUAAUAUUUGUAUGAAUGAAAAGUUGAUACCACUACAAGAAUAGUCUUCUCUUUUUAAUCUUUUAAAUACAAGUUUUAUUUCAAGGUAAUGUAUUACAGCUACCUUGAUGCUGUGAAAUAUUUUUCUAUGUCUUCAAAAUAUUUAUUCUCUGUAAAAUAUUCUCUAGUGAAUAUUAUAUUCCUAAAUUGUUUGUAGUGGGAGUGGCCUAGAAAGUUUUAAAUUUUUUUAAAUCUAAGCCUUCUGUGUCCGUUCCCAAAAUUCAUCCUUUGCUCAGCUUUCAUCUGUGGAUUCUUGCUGUUCAAUUUGAAAAUAGCUCAGCUAUGCUUUUCAUACAAGCCUGUAAGGGUGUUUCUCUAACUUGACAGAAUAUGAUUUUUAAUUAACAAAUCUCAAUUUUGUGCUGGCCGCAGUCUUCUGAGUGCCACCCAUGGUUUCUCUACAAAGUAACUGUUCGUUAUUUUCUAAAAAUCAAUUUCAACCUCUUCUUCAGUACAAAUCUGGGUCGGCUGCACUUCUCUCACCCAGAAGUAUUAACUGUAACCUCAGGCUAGUUUCAGCCCACGAGAGGACAGAAAUGUAACAUUGAUGGCAGCGAAGACUGGGGAGGUUGGGGGUGCAGAGGAGAGGUAGGAAUUGAACAGAAGUGAUAACUGGUGAUAAAUACUUAUACCUGAUUUCUUUAAGUGUCAUUUUUCAAUAAAAUGAAUAUUGGAUCAUAUGAGGCCUAGAGUUUGUAAAAAUUUUCAUUUGACUAUAGUGAUAAUUUGUGUCAUGGAUGCAGUUUUCCACUGAUGUGGAAACCUGUCCCUCUGCUCUAGUGGAGGAUAUGGCUUGUGAUAUGUUCAUAGCAGCUAUUUGCCUUAGUUUACUGCUCAAACCUCCCAUAGUGUGUUCUGUCCAUGUCCACAGCUACCUUGCCAGCAGCACCAAACCCAGCUAUAGUAAAGCUGCUUUGGGUGUGAUGUGUGCUGAGACCAGAGCAGUGAAUAGAGUGUGGCUUACAGGUUUACAGAGUAUCCCAUUAGUGAAUCUUCCACAUUAACAGGUAGUGAUGCUUAAGAUCUUGUCUACUUCUAGGUGCAUCAGCAGAUAGGCUUGGUUAGCAGGCAUUUCUGUGUCUUAGCUGUGACUUUCUCUUUUGAGAAAUAAUAGAGAGAUCCAAAGUAGAGCUCCGAGCAAUUUAAAAGUUAAAUCCCUUUGUAAGGAGGCCAGACUUACUCCCUCAAAAAGUAUUCUGGAUAUUUUAUUAAAACAAUGUCUCUGACUUAAAACAUAAUCAGGAGACUUGAGAAGCUCUCUGUAGGGAGGUGAGUUUUAUCUCAGAAGUGGUAUUCUCCUGAAGAAGUAGUGCACUCACCUAGUAAGAAUGUUACAAAACAUUUUCAUACAAUCCCUUUCAAAUUUUUAAUUACAAUGAUGGAAAUUGAGGAUGGCAGGAGCUUUAAUCGACUUUUAUGCCUGCGGCAGUUGUCAGGAUUUUCUUUUGAUGUUGCUUCUGAAAUACUAGAUCUAUUUAUUUUGAUUGCUAGUGAGAAGACAUAUAUUGCCAUUUUUGUCACUUGGCAAAGAACAAAAUUGCACAGUUUGAGCAGACCAGAAGUUAUAGUAGGACUUCCAGGAUACAGCCUACUCUUUGCUAAAAUACUAACUUGAUUAGCUUCCUGCAACUCAGCAAUUCCUGCAAAUAAUCUUAUCUAUUUCAAAUUUCCUUGAACAGUUAAGUUAGGUAUCAAGUUGAUAUUAAUCAUUCAGCAAAUGAUGCUAAUUAUGCCUGUUUCAUCUUUAGCCUGCUAAACUAAUGGUGAAGGCAUCAAUGAAUCCCUAUGAGAGCUAAUUAUUAUUUUUAGAUAUAGUUGCCUUUAACUGGUGAAUAAAGAUUUUUUUUCUUAGUGUAAUAUAAUAGAAACAAAUUGUUUUAAAUUUUUUAGUCAUGGGUAGAAAUAAGUUUUGAGGGAGAAGGACUUUUCUCUGACCUUAUGUGAAGAAUUCUGAAGAGCUCAUCUGUUGUUAAGUAGCUGUGACUUGGAGUUUAUUUUGGGAUUGACAAACCUCACCAGAAAUGAAAAUGUUCAUGGAGACAGGUUACAGGAAGUCAGUAAUUUUUUUUUUUUAAUAGGUCAGUAAGAGUAAUUUUAAUAAACUAUUUAUGCAAAUCCAAAAUGGCCCAUGAUACUUAAACCCAAGUAGAAUAGUUUGUAUAAACUUUUUAUAGUACUUAGAUGUAAAUUAUAAUCUCUAAACUAAUUUGUUGAAUGACAUGUUUUUUGUAAUUCUCCAAGACCAUGAUGUUUAAAAUAAUACGUUGUCUCUCAGAUACAGGGUUACUUAAAAGUCAGUUUUAAUUUAUUUCUUUUUUUAACAGUCAUUAUGUAGCCCCAAAGAUUGUAGGAAGAGCUUUAAAAUGCAAUCUGUAACUGCUUAGAAGCCGGGAGCCAAGGAAAAAGAACUUGUCUUUAUUCCGUUCCCUCCACCCCCCCCACCCCAAAGUCUUAAUUUUAAAUCAGUCCCCUAGUUUAUGGGUUUUGUGCAGCUGGCUAUAAUGCAAAUUGUCCACCAAAACCCCCGUUGGAAUUCUGAACAGUUUAAAGAGAUCACUUUAAUUGAAGAGGUGAAAGACUUGUUAAGUGAAGAAAAUCCGUGGUUCUUUUAAGUUCUCCCAGCACUGCCGUUGAGUAAUUAAAAGAAGGGUCCUGAUGACCCUACAUUAGGUCAAAAUCCAGAUGAUUUUGUGUAAAGGAAACACUCAAUUAGAGAGGUCUCAGAGCCUCAAAUGUCUUGGAUUCAUAGUAGUGAUUUACUAAGGGUAAGUGGUGCUGGCUAGUUUUGUAUCUGUGACUAACAUCACAUUAUGUUGCUCUUCAGUGACCUUGUUUAUGAAAAGAAAGCAUUUCAGAAAUCUGUAUUCAUCACUGCUAAUUUGCUGUAAUUUCUGUGCUUCUCCCUAUAGCCAUGUUGCAUUUCCAUGACAAACAGCUAAUUGUAUGAUCAUUAUAAUGCCUUUAAUAGCCAUAUUGUAGGUAGAAAUAUUAACUUCUCAGGGACUAAUAGGAAAUAUGAACAUGGUAUUUAAUGAGCUGAAUGCCUAUCUGCAUGAAGGCUUACUUUGCAAAUGUCACCCUAGAAACUUGAUUGUAAUAUGCAUGACCAUUAUGAAUGUUAUCAAUAUAAAGUUAUGAGAGCUUCUUUUACCCUGUAUUACUAGGCUGCUGAAUGUCAAAGUGUGCUGGGCAAGCAUAAAUGAAAGGGUUUUUUUCUGAUUUGGAUGGAGUGGUUAUUUCUAAUGGUGCUACCUUCUUAAUUCCUGUGUUUAUUCUUUGUAAAAUUCUCUCUGUAGCUUGGGGAAUCGGGGGAUACUGGUGUACUAAGAAAACAGUAUCAUUCUUCUUAAGGAAGUAGAAUAAUUUCAAGGGGGGAAGUACUCUAGAAGUGAAAAAAUUUCACUACUGAAAACAUGUGUUUAUUCUUCAUUAGAUAUCCAUUCAUAUUGUUUUGUUGGUUUGUUUUCAGUUCAUUAAUUUAUGAACUUUCAUCUUUCUGCACACUGGUAUUUCAGUCAGUGUAGGCUGAAUUAUUGAAUAAUGGAAAAAUUAAAACUCCCUGAUUCCUUGCAUGAAACUUCAUAUGUGGACACUUGUGCUGGUGUGUGUAUGUAUGUAUCCCUACCACAUAACACCUGGGUAAUAUGCAUCUUUUAUAAAACUACAGUUUACUGGUUUCAUGGAAAUUGUCUAUUUAAAAAAAAAAAAGAAAAAAAAAAUCUUCUGGUUUAGCUCAUUAAUAUUUCAUUAAAAUUUAUUUUCUUGAAAAAGGAUUCAUAAAUGCUUGGCUCCUGAAAAUACAACAGACCAGUAGGAACAGUUUAGUGAGGCAAAAGAUGAAACAUAGGAAUUAAGAGAAGCAACACUCAAAAGAUUGGAUUUGGGGAUUAGAUUUAGAGGUUUUUGAGUAUGACAGAAAAUAGUUUUGAACUGAAUUAAAUGGCAUUGAAUGAUGCAAGUUAGCAGUCCAUUUCAGUAAUUAUGUAGCCUGUGUGUUAACUUCUGUUCACUUUUUUUUAUUUUGGUGUGUUACUAAUUUAUUUUGGUUAUGCUCUAGUUGAGAGACAAUUCUGCUAUCAGAAUAAUAAUGCAGAAGGUAAGCUUCCUUUUGAACUCAGCAUCUCUUCAUUUAAAAUAGCCAGACCGAAAUGGAAUUGCUGAUGAGAGCUGCUCUGAGUGCAGAACAGUCUUCCUAAUCUGGAGCCUGUAAUGUAUGGCUAAUUGUUUCCAAAGAAAAUUCUUGACCUGUCCAGACAUCUCCUGUCAUGUGACAGUAUAUUUAAGGCCCACAAGUAGGAUCCAGUUAGUACAAUUUAAGUUCAGGUAAGUAAGACUUUGGUAGUUAAUUGUAGUUUUUAUGGAGAAGGGAACCAUUGACAAAUGCUAAUUUUAGAAAACAAAUAGAUUUUUAGAAUGUUUGUUGAAACAUGCUUUUUUGUUGUUGUUUGCUCCCCAUUUAUAGCUUAAUAACUUAAAGUUACUUUGCCUUGUGUUGAAAACUAGACUUAGUAGUCAGCUGAAGACUUUUUUUUGUAACAGUAUUUUAGGUUUAUGAAUGCAUUUUUAAAGUCAUGUUUAGAAAUGUUUCAGAAAGUCAUAUCCUGAUGCAACGUUACUGAUAUUUUUAGUGGCUGUAUGUUUAAACUGGUUUCAUUAUGCUGAUCUACGUAUCUAACUCAUCCACUCCAAGUGUUUAUCUCUGAUCCUUUUAUGCUAGCAAUAGGCUUUCUAAUUUGUUAGGAUAUGCAGUGUACCUACUGGUUGAUAUUGUCAAUGAAGAGUUUGAUUCAGUGAGAUAACAGAAAAUGUGAAGGAGUUCCUUAUUUAAAAAGUGUAACCCAGGUUCUUGUUUUCAUAAAGGAUGGAGUUUGGCAAUCAGAAUAUGAACUCAUUCCAAACAUAAAAUGGAAAGAGAAUAGUAAACUACAAAACAGUGCCUAAAUGUUGUGUGCUAAAUUAGACCUGUGUAACUCAUGUUGCUUUAAAAGAAUUUGCAGACAAUUGCAUCGGACUGUGUAUACUUAGGGAAGACCUGUUAAAUGUAUGAAGCACUAAUGGUAAAUAAGUCGCUGAAAACAUGUUGCCAUCAAGAGGGAAAAGUUAAAACCCAGUAUUUUGGAGUAUGUUAAAAAUCCAUUUCAAGCAAAAAACGUGUAAGCAAUAAUUUAACCUAAAACUGGAAAUUAAAGAAGCUGCUGCUACUUAUAGAGAGACUUGAUGUUAAUUUUGCCUGUUGGGCAUCUCUCCUCUCACAAGGAGUUUAGAAAGGUAGGGCUGCUGUGAUUUCCACUAUUGUAACAUUCCUCUUCAAGUCUCCUAAGUCUGGGUGAGAGACUCAAAGCUUAGAAGCCAGUACUGUGUUUACAGGGUGCACAGCUUUGGGAGGGGAAGAUGGGAAUAAGAGGACUUUUUAAAGGCUGCACAAUUGUAUAUAUGCAUAUUUAAGAAUAUUUAACCAUGUCUGCUGAAUUACUGAGGCUAAUCUAUUGUUGAAUUAUAGGAUAUUAUUUAAUACAUUGACAUUGGUUUUUCCUGACCUGACCCGGAAUUGGAAUGGACUCCAAUGUAACUUUUUUUAAAGCAU
Molecule: messenger RNA, 7711 nt
Organism: Hirundo rustica (Barn swallow)
Lineage: Eukaryota; Metazoa; Chordata; Aves; Passeriformes; Hirundinidae
Gene: CHIC2
Product: cysteine rich hydrophobic domain 2
Exons: 7
Coding region: 74-574 (166 amino acids)
Source: RefSeq, a predicted model, not a curated record